AUGUACCUUGAAUUUGAUGAAGACUUUUAUCAAAUUUAGAAUUAUGUCAAAUAGGUAAAUUCUAAUCUAGUUGUCCUUCCUUAAGACAAUGUCGAAACAGAAAUAGAACUUUUUGAAAAGAUGGUUCUUCAAAUUAAAAUAUAUGGUUCAAAAAUCAUUGAAUUAUAUUAAUCAUUAGAUGAAAUCUGUCCAACUGAUAGAUAAAUAUAGGCCUUUAUCCCAUAAGCAAAGAUAGAAGCAAUUGAUUAUGAUCAAGUCUGGUUGGCUCUAAAUAAAGGAUUUGUAAAUGAUACUUAUAAAGCAAUGGAAUUGAUGUAAUAAUUAGAUUAUACAAUCAAAUUAAACCAAAGUUAAUAAGGGAAGUUUAUAGAAUUCUUAUAAAUUACAUGUAGAUGCAAAGAUAGAGAAUUGGAAAAAUUAAGUCAAUUAUUUCCAAAUCAAUAUCCAUAAUCUUAUUUUAAAUAGAUUGAACAUUUAACAGAAAUGUUACAUCAAUAUAGUUAAAUGGUACCAUUAUUAGUAUAAGAAAAUGAAAAUUUAAGAUAAGAUAUAGAAAAUACAAAAAGUAAUGAUAAUGAUGGAAAGAGCAAUGAAAUAAGUCAAUUAAGAUUGCAUUUACAAAAUAUUGAAAAACAAUUAACUGAAACUUAAUCUUAGAAUGAAUACUAUUAAUAAAUGAUAAAAGCUGAAGAAUAAGUAAGAUAAAAUAAAACAUAAUUAUAAAUGUUAUAAAUUGAUAAUUAAGAUCUAUUAUUUAAAAAUAAUACACUAUAAGAAGAAAUCAAAAAUUAUUAAGAUUAGAUAAAGACUUAAAUUGAAAGUUUUGAUCGUAUGUAAAUGGAAUAUAAAAAGAUUAUUUAAAAGAAAAAUCAAUAAAUUUAAGAACUUGAAGAGAGAAAUAAUUUAGAUUUAACAUUAAAAAAUAAUAAUUAAGUAGAUCUAGAUUUAAUUCAAUCUAAAAUUUAAUAAUUCAAAUCAUUAUAUGAAUAAAAAAUAAAACAUUUAACUGGAACAAUUACUCAUUUAGAAUAAGAGAAUGUUAAAUUAAAAGAUUUAGUUAGAUCUUCUGCUUUAGAAGUUGAUAGUUUAAGAUUGUAAAUAGAAAAGAUAAUAUCAAGUAAUAAUAAAAAGACAUUAAAAUUACCUAAAAAAUCAUAAUAAGAAUAUGUUUAAGUAUUUUAUUAAUUAUAAACUAUAGUUAUAUCAAAAGUAUUAAGAGGUUGUAGAAAAGAAUGAAUAAUUAAGUCAACAAUUAUAUAGUCAAAUAUUAGAUGGUAGUGUAUUAUCACAUAUUUGA
This is a messenger RNA of Paramecium primaurelia, 1297 nucleotides long. NCBI's taxonomy places the organism in Eukaryota, Ciliophora, Oligohymenophorea, Peniculida, Parameciidae. The record is from the annotation of a GenBank genome assembly.